This is a messenger RNA of Anopheles arabiensis, 2859 nucleotides long. It is a transcript of the gene hgo, whose product is annotated as homogentisate 1,2-dioxygenase. Gene Ontology annotation, cellular component: cytoplasm. Gene Ontology annotation, biological process: L-phenylalanine catabolic process. Bases 308 to 1621 code for a protein of 437 amino acids. Lineage: Eukaryota; Metazoa; Arthropoda; Insecta; Diptera; Culicidae. Gene Ontology annotation, molecular function: homogentisate 1,2-dioxygenase activity. The record is from RefSeq and is a predicted model, not a curated record. The transcript is spliced from 4 exons.
GAAUCCGGUUUGGAAGAUUGGCCAGCAGCAGCAACAGCAGCAGAAUGGUGACGAGGAUGGGCUCGGGCAUUAGAAUAUUUUUGAAUGCUUAAUAACAGACGGAACUGCCCGGGCGUGCAUCAGUCGUGUGUCGCCUAUCCGAGUGGAGUGUGCAGGCAGAGAGCUUAAUCUGGAGAAAGAACCAGCCCCGAAACAAGCGCAAUCGAGUGCGAGUGAUACCAGUGUGAAUAGUGUACAGCGAUCAGUGAGAUAAGAUAAAAGUAAAAGUGUACUCAGUAUCUGUGUAAUUAUCGUGAUCUGAGCCAACAUGCCGGAGUAUCAGUAUCUGUCCGGAUUUGGGUCACACUUCAGCUCGGAAGAUGCCCGCUUCCCGAACGCCCUGCCGGUGGGACAGAACUCACCGCAAAAGUGUCCCCACGGGCUGUACGCGGAGCAGCUUUCCGGCAGUGCGUUUACCGCACCGCGCACGGAAAAUACCCGCUCGUGGCUGUACCGCAUCCGGCCCUCGGUCGUACAUCAACCGUUCAAGCGGUUCGAGGGUGUGGCACCAUUCCUGCGCGGAACUGGCUGGGAAGAGCAGCACCCCAAUCCGAACCAGAUGCGCUGGAACCCGUUCGAUCUGCCGGCGGCCGGAAGCGAGGUAGACUUUGUGGCGGGAUUGCAUACCGUGUGUGGGGCGGGCGAUGUCCGCGCCCGCAAUGGGUUGGCGGUGCAUGUGUACCUUGCCAACUGUUCGAUGAAGGAUACGGCGUUCUACAACAGCGAUGGCGAUAUGCUUAUAGUUCCCCAACAGGGUCCACUGGACAUAACGACCGAGUUUGGCCGACUGUACGUAAAGCCAAACGAGAUCUGCGUCAUUCCGCAAGGCAUCCGGUUCAGCGUUGCGCUGGAAGGACCGUCCCGUGGCUACAUUCUCGAGGUGUACGAUGGUCACUUCCGGCUGCCCGAUCUGGGCCCGAUCGGUGCCAAUGGGUUGGCCAAUCCGCGUGACUUCCUAACGCCCACGGCCCAUUUCGAGGAUCGCUCGGUCGAGGGGUAUCGCAUCGUGUCCAAGUUCCAGGGCGCACUGUUCGUCGCCACCCAGGGCCAUUCACCGUUUGAUGUGGUCGCCUGGCACGGUAACUACGUGCCGUACAAGUACGAUCUCGCCCGCUUUAUGGUGAUCAACUCGGUCAGCUUCGAUCAUUGCGAUCCGAGCAUCUUCACCGUGCUGACCUGCCCCAGCAACCGGCCCGGCACGGCGAUCGCCGAUUUCGUCAUCUUUCCACCGAGAUGGUCGGUCCAGGAGCAUACCUUCCGUCCGCCGUACUAUCAUCGUAACUGCAUGAGUGAAUUUAUGGGCCUGAUUUUCGGCCGGUACGAGGCGAAGGAGGGUGGCUUCAUGCCCGGUGGUGCCUCGCUACACUCGAUGAUGACACCGCACGGGCCCGACCAUCGGUGCUUCGAGGGUGCGUCCAAUGCGGACCUGAAGCCGGAACGCGUUGCCGAUGGGACGCAAGCGUUCAUGUUCGAAUCGUCGUUGAGCAUGGCGGUAACGCGCUGGGGCGAGGAAACCUGCCAAAAGCUGGACGCCCGCUACUACGAAUGCUGGCAAGCGCUGGAAAAGCAUUUCCAUCUGUAAUUUGGCUUCGAAAAACCGACGACAUUUGAACCGAUUUUUGAACGUGUGCCAGCUGAACUGAAACAACCAUUUUUUACCAUGUUUGACUUGUAGGUUACCAGGUGUUAUUGAACAGUAGUACACUUCUUUCAUUUCUUUUUCAUUACUUUCCCAUUUUGUUUAUUCGUCUUUUUUCACCUUGUAUCGCUUGUGUAUCGUUGAUUUAUCUUGUGCUAUUCCUUAGUUUCGGUUUCUGCUGUUGUUUUGGUUUUACUGUAUUUGGUUUGUUUGUUUCUUUUGUUUUGAUAAUUACGGAUAUAUAUAUAUGUUUUUUUUAAAGAAGCAAAUUUGUUAAAAUGAUGCACCGGGCGGUAUUUUCUCUCCUUCUUUUUGUUUUUUUUUGUUUUUUUUCUUCCUUUGUUUUUGUUUCCGUGCUUAAGUGCGUCACGCAAUUCCUCAAACAGUGAAAUUUGUUUGAAAUUUUCAUAGGUUUUUUUGUUUGUUUUGUUUUACUUACGUUUAUUGUGCUUUUGUUUUUUGUUUUCGGUGCAAUCUUCACCCCUCUUGUUUUACACCAUUGUCUGCUGAUGCUUCUCGUGCUUCGUGUCUGCUUUUUUUUGAAAAUUAAGUUCUGCAAUUCGAUAGAUACACGAUCGUUAUCACCGGUGUUUGUGUGUGUGUGCUGUUAUUAUGUUACCUUCUUUUAUUUUGUUAUCGUUUCGUAUCGCUUGAAAAGUACUGUUUAUGCACUUUAACCCUUUCCAUUUUUUUUCUUUUGUUUUCUUUUCUUAUUCUUUCCUUCGGCUUUUUUUUCUUUUUUUCCUGGCUUAGUUACCUUUUAGUUUCACAUUCAUAAGAAACAAUAGCGCUCGUGGGACGAUUAAAGCGUUCUUAUUUCGUCUGAAUUUAGCGUUGUAUGAACUGUCCUUUCCAAGCACAUGCUCUUUUUCCCUCGUUCUCCCUUAUGUACACCUGCACAAUUCACACAGCUUCUGUGCAAGUAUGUGUAUGUGUGUAUGUUUGUGUUAGUAGCUCUCGGUCGGGGUAAAUAGUAUAGAGGCACAGAUAAAUCCAUGUUGAGUUAUUUGCUGUUAAAAAUGAAUUCCAAUGUAACCACCCAACAUUCCCGUGGAACAUGCAACAACAUUUUAGCACAACCGAAAUCUUAUAUUGCUUGGAAGGAGAACAAUAAGAAGAAGAAGUAGAAGAAGAAGAGGAAAAAUAAAAUAAAGCAAAUAGUUUGGAUUAUCUUUUUUUUA